Molecule: messenger RNA, 3945 nt
Organism: Coffea arabica (coffee)
Lineage: Eukaryota; Viridiplantae; Streptophyta; Magnoliopsida; Gentianales; Rubiaceae
Product: receptor-like protein kinase FERONIA
Biological process (GO): protein autophosphorylation
Cellular component (GO): plasmodesma; plasma membrane
Molecular function (GO): transmembrane receptor protein tyrosine kinase activity; ATP binding
Source: RefSeq, a predicted model, not a curated record
UGCUGAAGAUCAGUAACUUCCAGUUUCUCGUGAUUUAAUGAAAAAGUCAACCAAUUGAAUCUCUCGUCUUUUAUGUUUACUUGCAAAUCACCACCUGCAUUUGAGAUAUUGUUGGCCAAGUAAUUGCCCGGCCAAAAAGAACAGAAGGAAGAAACUCCAGCCUGUUUGAAGUUGAACCCAUGUACUUGAAUCCAGUUUUUGGGGUUACUUUAUACUUGUACUCCUACAUCUUGCUCAGUUUUUGUGAUCAUCAUGUUAUAGUUUUCGUUAAUGGCGGUUACAAAACCCCAGCAACUGCCACCUAUGACAUAGGUGAUGUAGCUAUAAACUGUGGCUCUGUUGGCAACUCAGCUGCACUUGACGGCCGUGAAUGGAUUGGAGAAGCAUCCUCGAAGUUCAUGCCUUCACUGCAACCAAGGGGCAAAUCAAGAAGCUCAACUGCACUUCAAGAAUCGUCAUUGUCUGUUGAUCCAGUUCCCUACACGACAGCAAGAAUCUCUGCCACUCCAUUCUACUAUACAUUUCAGGUCAGUCCAGGUCAGAAAUUUAUUCGCCUCCAUUUUUACCCUGCUUCCUAUCGAGGCUUUGAAAAGUCUAUGGACUUUUUCACUGUUAAAGCUGGUCCAUUCACCCUCCUAAGGGACUUUAGUGCUUCGUAUGCCGCUGAUACUUCAAGUGUCAAGUACCUUGUAAAGGAAUUCUGCGUGAAUGUAGAAGAAAAUAGGGAAUUGAACAUCGUUUUUUCCCCCUCUCUGAGUAGCAAGUCAAGAAACACAUAUGCUUUUGUGAAUGGUAUCGAGUUAAUUUCAAUACCGACUGGUCUUUACCACACACUUGACGGUGAUUUGGGUGCCCGCAUUGUUAAUCUGAUGAAUCGAUUCCAUGUCAUCGACAAUAGCACUGCACUUGAAGUGAUUCAGAGGUUGAACAUUGGCGGGAACUCUAUCUCACCAAUAGAGGAUUUUGGCAUGUUUCGAAGAUGGAGUGAGGAUGCUAAUUACUUGCUAGAACCUGCUGGAGUUCACCAAGUGAGUCAUUUGGCAAAGAGGAUUAAAUACACAAACAUGCCAGCGUUCAUUGCACCACCAAAACUUUACCAAACCUCCUGGAAAAUAGAAAGAGAUGCAAGAGCAAACAAGAUGCACAAGCUUACAUGGAGAAUACCGGCAGAUUUAGGCUUUGGAUACUUGGUCAGGCUUCAUUUUUCCCAGUUUGGAGCAGAGAUGUCAACAAACGAGCAAAGGGAAUUCAGAGUCGUCAUAAACAAUCAUAUAGCUGAGGCUAAGGCUAAUGUGAUCGAAUGGAGUGGUGGCGCUGCGAUCCCAGCAUACAGGGAUUAUCUAGUCAAGGUGAAAGGAGAGACAGAAGGAAGGAAUUGUGAUCUCUUGAUUUCCCUAGAGUCAUUUGAUGUGUUUGUUUUUGGACUUCUCAAUGGAGUAGAGAUCUUCAAGUUGAGCAACCUUGAAAACAGCCUUGCAACUCCAAUCCCUACAUUUCCAGAAAGAGUCUUGCCCUCUUGGAACCUGAAAAAGCAAUAUGUUUUCUUAGCUCUUGGCCAAGGCAACUUCCCAGUGACUAGUAGUAUGACAAUCCUCAUUAUUCUAGUCAAUAUAGCCGUCUUUAACUUGAGGCAGAUGUGGAAAGAGGAAUUUCACCAGGGAAAGGACACACAAACGACGACAACUGAAGCAUCCUACCGUUGCUUUUCACUCUCCGAGAUCGAAUCAGCAACCCAAAACUUUAACGAGGCAUUUGUUAUUGGACAGGGUGGAUUUGGUAAAGUGUACAGAGGAGUCAUCCAUGAGACUUCUGAGGUGGUUGCCAUAAAGCGGUUGAAAUCAAAAUCCAAACAAGGAGCUCAUGAGUUCUGGACUGAAGUUGGAACACUUUCCAAACUCCGGCACAUACAUCUUGUCUCUUUGAUUGGUUACUGUAACGAAUCCCAAAAGAUGAUCCUAGUGUACGAGUACGUGCCGUGCGGAACUCUUGCUGAUAACCUGUAUAAAAAUCGUAGAAACAAGACAGCUUUUGUUCCUCUAUGUUGGGAACAAAGGCUCAGAAUCUGCAUUGGUGCUGCUCGUGGACUUGACUAUCUUCACACUGGAACAGAAUAUGGGGUCAUACACCGAGAUGUAAAGGAUACAAACAUCCUCUUGGAUGAGAACUUUGUAGCUAAGAUUUCUGAUUUCGGGCUGUCCAAACUCGAAAAGACGAGCCAAUCAAAGAGCUAUGUGAGCACCCGAGUAAAAGGCACAUUGGGUUAUUUGGAUCCAUACUAUUUUAGGACCCAUCAACUGACAAGGAAAAGCGAUGUAUUUGCCUUUGGCAUCGUUUUGCUGGUAGUUUUAUGUGGGAGACCAGCAAUGGAUACAGAAAAUCUGGAGCAACGGAGUCUUCUAUCUUGCUUCCAAGAAUGCAUCAGCAAAGGAGAAAUUGAUGAGAUUAUUGAUCGUUUUCUUCAGGGUAAAGUUUCACCAAAAAGUUUAAAGAUCUUUGUGAAAUCUAUUCAAAAUUGCUUGCACAACGACCCCAAAGAAAGACCUACAAUGGCUCAAGUGGUGGUAAGCUUGGAAGAUGCACUGAAAAGGCAAGAGAGUACUAAUGUUUCUGUGGCAGAAAUGGCAACCAUUCCAGGGGAUGCACAUUGGGACAUAGGGAAGCCAAUAAAGAAAAAAGAACCUUGCUAUCAUUUUCCAAUUGAUGACAUCCGAGCAGCAACAGACAACUUCAGUGAUCGUACUGUCAUCAUGCAAGAUGCAUUCAGGAAGGUGCAUCGAGGUUUUCUGCAAAAUAUGCAAAGAGAAGUUUGCAUUUACUGGUUUAAGCAAAAGGUAGAAGAAGAGGAAGUUCUAAAAUUCGGCGAACAGAUGGAGAUGCUAUCCCAACUGAGACACCCCAAUUUGCUUUCCUUGCUUGGGUAUUGUUACCAUGAAAAUGAGAUGUACCUUGUGUUUGAUUACGUUGGCAAUAGAACUCUCUCCAGCAAUCUAUACAGGAGUAGAGAAAAAGGUCCACUGAACUGGAAGUGUAAACUACAAAUUUGCAUUGGUGUAGCAAAAGCUCUAGAUUACCUUCACAAUGGUACCCAGAAGACAGUAAUUCAUAUGGACCUCAGGCCAGCAACCAUUCUGCUGGACAUCAAUUGCGUCCCAAAAGUUUCUAAUUUUGGGCUGUCUAAAAUAGGUCACAUCGAUCCCUGGGCAAAGCAGUCAGCAGCUGGGGUGGUCUCAGAGACACUGGAUCAUAUGUGUCCUGAAGAUAUAAGCCUUGGUGUACAAUGUUUAACGGAAAAAUCAGAUGUGUACUCAUUUGGUUUGGUGUUGUUGGAAGUACUAUGCUGCCGAAGGUCAUUGAGCAAAAACAGUCUUCGAGACUCAGUUAGAAGAAGCAUUAGAACCAAAACACUUCAUCAGAUAGUAAACUAUCUGGAAGGUGAAGUUGCAACAGCAUGUCUGGCUGAAUAUUUGAAAAUUGCAUUUAGCUGUUUGCAAGUUCAGGCAGCAAGACGGCCAUCAAUGGACACAGUCGUUGAGAAACUAGAGUUUGCACUGCAGUUACAGGAGAAUGCAGAAGCAACAAAGCCAGAGGUGAAGGGGAAAGGUCAUGAUGGUUUCAAGUUGGAGGACAUUUACAAGCAAAUACCAAAUCUUACUUCUACAAAGCCGAAAUGGAAACGGCCACUUCUGUUUUCGGUUUGCCGAGAGUGAGCUGAACAACUUUGUGCUUGUGUUACUUGAUAAGUCUUCGAUUCUAAAUUCUAAUGUUGCAUGUAUGAAGAUUGAAAUCAACAGUCUACUUUUACGUAUCAAGAAGUUGAGUUGUCUUACUGAAUAAAAACCAAUGUUGAGUUGUCUUGUUGGAUAAAAACCAAUGUCAUGUAACAAGAUGGUUGCAAGUUUUAGUUGACAUUCCUCUACCAAAAUACAUUUUUGUGAUGGUUAGAUA